Tilletiaria anomala UBC 951 is the source of this 476-nucleotide messenger RNA. RefSeq lists its product as uncharacterized. The transcript has a single exon. Bases 167 to 409 code for a protein of 80 amino acids. The record is from RefSeq and is a predicted model, not a curated record. NCBI's taxonomy places the organism in Eukaryota, Fungi, Basidiomycota, Exobasidiomycetes, Georgefischeriales, Tilletiariaceae.
CUGGCGACUUGGCUGUGGCCCGAAUCUUUGGUCCAAUAUGUGUGCAGGAUACCUAUGUAUGAAUCCACUUGCAGUCUCGUUCCACACACAGUGACCGCACAGCAGCUAAUUACAUUCACGCGAGCCUGGUUCUCGUAACCCUCACAGUGACAGCGUCUCCAUUUCCAUGGCAGGGACGAUGAAACUUGCAUUUUCAUGCGAACCCAUCCCAAUCUCCUCAAACUGGCUGAAAGCGCUGCCUUACGCGACGCCACGUACACGUUCCUUACUCUCUUUCUCUUUCUCUGGUCUCCAGGCCGUUCCUCUCGCUCUCGGAACACGUGACAUGCAGGUGCGCGCCGUGAGCCGUGCAGGGGUUGACUGCGACAAAAACCCCGAGUACAUGUCGCCAGGCACCCUCGUGCGCUAGCAACAGGAGCGAUGUGGUCAAGCCAGCCGCAAACAGAGUGCGGCCAGCCAGCAAUCUGCCACUAGGA